AUGUCCCGCGAAGCCCUCACCUUCCCCCCCUCAAACCGCACCUUCCUAGAACCCCAUCUCCCCCCAAACAAUGAACCCGAACUCCCCAAAUCCAACCUCCCCUUCACAACCCUCACAUUCGCAACCUCCCUAGACAGCUCUCUAGCCCUGGCCCCAGGAACCCGGACCACGCUGUCCGGCCCACAAUCCAAGGCAAUGACACACUACCUCCGCUCCCGCCACGACGCCAUCCUAAUCGGCGUCGGGACAGCAGUAGCCGAUAAUCCGGGGUUGAAUUGCCGAAUCGAAGGUGUCGGUGGCUACGGUGGGGAAGGGUUACUCGGUCAACCAAGACCGAUUGUCAUUGAUCCGCGUGCUCGAUGGGAUUUCACUGAGCAAUCGAAGAUCCUGGAACUGGUUAAAGAGGGGAAAGGUCGUGCUCCGUUUAUCAUUACGUCUACUGGGACGGAACCGGCUGCGGAGAAGAAGGCGUUGUUGGAGUCUUACGGGGGGAAGUUUAUUCCUCUUGAUCUUUUCCUUGAGGAGCAUGGUGAAAGGAGGUUGGAUUGGACUGCCGUGCUUGAGUGUUUGAGGAAUGAAGGUUUGAGGAGUGUUAUGAUUGAGGGCGGUGGGACGGUUAUUAAUUCCCUUCUUGAACCGGGGUGGGCGCAUUUGGUGAAUUCUGUGAUUGUCACUAUUGCGCCGACUUGGUUGGGGCAGGGGGGUGUUGUUGUUUCGCCGAGACGCAGGGUUGAGGGGGAUGCGGUUGUGCCGGCGGCGAGGUUGAGGGAUGUCAAAUGGUAUCCAUUUGGGGAGGAUGUGGUGCUUUGUGGGAGGGUUUAA
This is a messenger RNA of Aspergillus oryzae RIB40, 822 nucleotides long. Its product is annotated as RibD family protein. Gene Ontology annotation, biological process: riboflavin biosynthetic process. Lineage: Eukaryota; Fungi; Ascomycota; Eurotiomycetes; Eurotiales; Aspergillaceae. The record is from RefSeq and is a predicted model, not a curated record. Bases 1 to 822 code for a protein of 273 amino acids. The transcript has a single exon. Gene Ontology annotation, molecular function: 5-amino-6-(5-phosphoribosylamino)uracil reductase activity.